Messenger RNA from Striga hermonthica, 2556 nucleotides. Lineage: Eukaryota; Viridiplantae; Streptophyta; Magnoliopsida; Lamiales; Orobanchaceae. The record is from the annotation of a GenBank genome assembly.
AUGAACAUAGAAUUGCAGUACGUGAAUCAUGAGUUUGAUGUUGAAUGGCGCACGACGCCCCAUCUGACAAAUCCAUUGGACGACUGUCUUUUAUCUCUUUCCCUUCUCUUGGGCGAGCUUUCUCAAGCCAACCUCCAGGGCACAACUGCACCUCCGAUUUCGAAUCAAGCUGCAAUGGACCUCACAGCUUACUAUGCUCCAUCAGCCCAUCACUCCUAUUACCAGCCACCUCCGCCGCCUCCGGGAACGGCGCAUCUGACUCCGCCCACAGCGUCCCAGCCGGUUAACGUCUCGCCGCCGUACGCUGCCUACGUGCCCUCAAUCUAUCCGCCGUCAUUGCAGGAACAGGUUCGGACGCUCUUCGUCGCUGGACUGCCUGAGGACGUAAAGCCUCGAGAAAUUUACAACCUUUUCCGAGAAUGCCCCGGUUACCAGUCAUCCAACCUCAGGCCCCCCACCGCGUCCAAUAAUCAGCCAUUUGCAUUUGCAACUUUUGUGGAUCAACAAUCAGCAGUCAUGGCAUUACAUGCUCUAAAUGGGUUGGUGUUUGACCUAGAAAAAGGAUCAACAUUGUAUAUUGAUCUUGCCAAAUCCAAUUCAAGGUCAAAGCGAGCACGAACAGAUGAAGGGAGUCAAGGUUCAGAAAAGAGACUAAAAGGGUCUUCGGAAUUUUCCAGGAGUGAUGAUCCUGGUUUUGGCAGCUUUCACACGCCUGGAAUGGCUAAUUCUGCUCACAACACUAUUGGUUGUCCUUCCACACAAAGCUUCUGGAAUGAUGGUGGUUCUGCAAAUAAGGCUUCUACAAAGUCUAAUGGUAUUCCAUGCCCCACUCUGUUUGUGGCUAAUCUGGGUCCUACGUGCUCGGAGGAAGAACUGAUGCAAGCUUUCUCAAGAUGUCGUGGAUUUUUAAAAUUGAAGAUGCAAAGCACCUAUGGAACUCCUGUUGCGUUUGUUGACUUCAAGGAUACGGCCUGUUCGACUGAGGCUCUAAGCCAUCUACAAGGCGCAAUUUUGUAUUCAUCAACUUCUGGUGAAGGGAUGCGGCUCGAAUAUGCAAAGUCUCGAAUGGGCAUGCGAAUGUUUGGAUUUGCCGAUAGCCGCUUUUCUGAUAGAAAACUGAAAAGUGCAGGAUUCUCAUUGAAAAUGGAUAAAAAUUUACAAAUGGCGCCGUCAUCUGCGGCCAACGGGACGAAGAAAUCGGAGAAGCUGGCGGCCGGCGGCGUCGAUCGGCCGACCAAUCCAAUGGUGACACCUCUGUUGACGGAUCUCUACCAGUUCACUAUGGCCUAUGCUUACUGGAAAGCCGGCAAACACAAUGACCUCGCCGUGUUUGAUUUGUAUUUUCGGAGAAAUCCUUUUGGUGGGGAAUACACAGUGUUUGCUGGUCUAGAAGAGUGCAUAAAGUUAAUUGCUAAUUUUAGGUUCACAGAAGAUGAAAUUGCAUUUAUCAAGUCGUCCUUACCUUCAUCAUGCGAGGAUGGCUUCUAUGACUACCUUCGAGCAGUUGAUUGUUCUAAUGUUGAGAUACAUGCUAUUUCCGAAGGAUACGUUGUGUUCCCGAAGAUACCAUUGAUGAGAAUCGAAGGCCCAGUAGCUGUUGUUCAACUGCUGGAGACCCCACUUGUUAAUCUGAUAAAUUACGCUUCAUUAGUUGCAACAAAUGCUGCAAGACAUCGUUUUGUUGCUGGGAAGUCCAAGCUUCUUCUUGAGUUUGGGCUAAGACGGGCACAAGGUCCUGAUGGAGGUAUAAGUGCAUCCAAGUAUUGCUAUAUGGGUGGAUUUGAUGCGACAAGCAAUUGUGCUGCUGGGAAAUUAUUUGGAAUACCACUUCGAGGGACACAUUCUCAUGCGUUUGUCAGCUCAUUUACGAGCCCUGACGAGAUUGCUGAGAAAUCACUUAAGAGUUGUGAUAGCUCAAUGAGUUGUGAGGAUUUUGUUAGUUUGGUCCGAACGUGGUUAAGCAGAUUGAAGCGGUCGGCUGUAUUGGGUGGAAUUUUCAGCGAAACAAAUCAAAGUGAGUUAGCUGCUUUUGUCUCAUAUGCUCUUGCCUUCCCGAAGAACUUUUUGGCCCUUGUUGAUACAUAUGAUGUUAUGAGAAGUGGAGUUCCUAAUUUUUGUGCAGUUGCUCUGGCUCUAAAUGAUUUGGGGUACAAAGCAGCAGGUGUUAGGCUGGACUCUGGUGAUCUCGCCUACCUAUCAUGUGAGACGCGUAGAUUUUUUCAGGCGAUUGAAAAGGAGUUUAGAUUACUCGGUUUUGGAAAGACAAGCAUUACAGCUAGUAAUGACCUUAAUGAAGUAACUCUGGAUGCUUUGAAAAAACAGGGUCAUGAAAUCGAUGUAUUUGGAAUUGGGACGCAUUUGGUCACAUGCUAUGCUCAACCUGCGCUAGGCGUUGUUUUCAAAUUGGUAGAAAUUAAUAACCAGCCUCGUAUCAAACUCUCAGAAGAUGUUUCAAAGGUGUCUAUCCCUUGCAAAAAAAGAUGUUACAGGCUUUACGGGAAAGAAGGUUAUUCCCUGGUGGACCUUAUGACUGGGGAAAACGAACCACCUCCUAAG